This is a messenger RNA of Python bivittatus (Burmese python), 1761 nucleotides long. It is a transcript of the gene IRF9, whose product is annotated as interferon regulatory factor 9. NCBI's taxonomy places the organism in Eukaryota, Metazoa, Chordata, Lepidosauria, Squamata, Pythonidae. Gene Ontology annotation, molecular function: DNA-binding transcription factor activity, RNA polymerase II-specific; protein binding; RNA polymerase II cis-regulatory region sequence-specific DNA binding. Gene Ontology annotation, biological process: regulation of transcription by RNA polymerase II; immune system process. The record is from RefSeq and is a predicted model, not a curated record. Gene Ontology annotation, cellular component: nucleus.
ACUGGGGGGGCAGGGCGCCAGCUGGCUGCGCGGAGUUGCGAGCUGCCGGGCUGGGCAUCAGAGAGCAGGAAGAAGAGGAAGAAGAAGAAGGAGGGAACCGAGGAGCGCGGCCAGAUGGCAACAUCCAAGCGAGGUAUGCGAUCCACCCGGAAGCUGCGCGAGUGGAUUGUGGAGCAGGUAGAGAGCGGGAAGUUUCCUGGCGUGGUCUGGGAUGACCCCCCAGCCAAAACUAUGUUCCGUAUCCCGUGGAAACAUGCCGGAAAGCAGGAGUUCCGCCUUGAAGAAGAUGCUGGUAUUUUCAAGGCGUGGGCCAUCUUUAAAGAAAAGUACAGCCCCGGGGAACGCAACCCGGCUGUUUGGAAGACACGCCUCCGCUGCGCUUUGAGCAAAAGCCCCGAGUUCGAGGAGAUGCCAGCACGUUCCCGGCUGGAUAUCACGGAGCCUUUCAAAGUGUAUCGCUUGGUACCAGUCGCAGAGCAGGCUGUGGGGAAGCAACCGAAAGCACAGAAAACGAAGCAGGUAGAAACAGAGCAUUCUGACAACUGUAAGGGGCCUGCAAGUCCCAGUGACUGGAUCCUGCAGCCAGCUGAUUCUCUUUUGCAGCCGAAUACGGCAACUAUUCUUACCCCAGAAGCCAUGGUGAGCCCCGUGUCCAACACUUUCUACACUUCUGCCUACCAGAGUGGGGAAGUCAGUCCUCAGGCCGGUGAAGCAGCGCCUGAAGAGAACGAGAUCACCCUCCGGAGCUGGGGACCAGAUUCCAGCCCUGCUGUGAACGCUGCUGCUGGACCAACAGAGGAAUUCUCCCUCUGCUUAUCCAUCUUCUACUUUGGCGAGCUGAUCGAGAAGUACUUGCUCCCAGAAGGCGAAUAUGUGAUCACGUCUGUCACUGCUUCGCUGAAUGCGUCAGCUGACUGCAUGAAGCGGGUCGUCCUGCCGUGCCCUGUUAAAAUAGCCGACUCUCCAAAGCAGGAAGCUAUUCAGAGUUUGCUGAAGGAUCUGGAAAAAGGCGUCAUGGUUGCCAGUAACCGAGGAGGGAUAUUCCUUCAGUGCCGGGGCAACGCCUGCAUCUCCUGGUGGGGGCUCAACGCCACCGAGGGGCAGAGCAAGCUGGAGAUUAACACUCAUCUGCACUUAUUCAAACUCCAAGAAUUCCGAGCAGCACUGGAGCAGUACCGUCUGGGCUGUGGGCCUCUACCAGAUCACCGGAUUGUUCUCUGCGUAGGAGAUGAACUGGAAGGAAAUGGAAGUAGGGACCACAAGCCCAUUGUCAUCCAGAUGGAACAGGCAUUUGCUCUUCGGCUUCUUUCUCCCCACGCCUUCCAGAAGACCCAGUUUCCUAUGUCCACCCUGCCUUAGUUGCUGCGUCGUCUGCAGAAGACAUCACCUGAGAAUGAGAAGCUUUUGGUUCCUGCCUUGUGAGGGGUUUGGACUGAAGAGGCCAAUAUCGUGUUGUGCGUAUAGUCUCAGAGGCAGAGCUGGCGGGCUCGGAAGGAGGUGCAUAGCUUAUGCACGAUCAGUUGCUUCUUCAGAUCCUUGAACUGGGACUUCCUCUGCGGUCCGCACUAGUCUCCAGGGGCCAUCCUGGCUGGCAAAGUGUUGCCAGUUACGUCCAACGUAAAACACUAGACUACCCCGAACAGGCCAUUUUCCUUGGAGUCAAGAACAGAACCUUCCUUCUGGAGCCCUUGUAGCAAAAUGAGCCUGCCACCUUCUACAUUUCCUGGGAGGGUGGAAGUUGCUUCUUCACCAGCUUGUAAA